AUGCAAAAAAAACAAGGAUGUCUAGCAAAGGUUUCAAAAAAUAAAGAAUGUGAAAUAUCAUUUCAUACAAAUAAUGAAACUGAAGUAGUAGUAGUUAAAGUAGCUGAACCAAUUAGAAAUCCACAAAGAGCUUUAACGAAAACUAAAGUAGCUGAACCAAUUAGAAAUCCACAAAAUGCUUUAGUGAAAGCUAAAGUAACUAAACCGAUUAAAAAUUCACAAAAUGCUUUAGCAAAAGCUAAAAUUGCUUUGCCAAAAAGAGAUAAUAUAAGAAAGAUAUCUCCUCAAGCAAAUGAAGUUAUAUCUGAAAAUGAAGAGCCUUCAACAUUUUAUAGAGAUAUGUUGCAAUUAUUACAUAACAAUAACGAUGACAACUAUGAUAAUACUAUGUCAAUAAAUUCUAUUUUAAGUAAAUACUAUAUUGAUAUUGAAGAAUUACCUGAUAUCAAUAUUGAAAAAUUACCUGAUAUUGAAAAAUUGCCAGAUAAUCAACAAGUCGAACAAAUACUAUUAGAAUUCAAUCAAAUGGAUAAUGUCUUGGAAGUAUGCAAUUGGCUUAUAAAACACCUGCAUAUAUUGCGACUAGCUAAUCAAAUGCAUAGUGCAUUUUCAUUGUCAAUUGAUAUCGAUACUAAUGCUAAUGAAUCAUCAAGUUUUUUAUCUAUCAAUUCUACAAGUUCAUUUGACAAUAAGAUAAAGUGCCUUUUCCUUAGAAUAAGAAAUUUAUCAUCAAUGAUUAUUGAUGAAUUCAUUAAAAAAAUCUUUGGAUAUUCACCUUAUUCUAAAGAAGGAACAGAAGUGCAAAGCAAAACUAAAAAAACUCUUGAAAACAUAGUUUCUCCACUAACAAAUGAAGAUGUCAAAGAUUUUAUCGAUAAAAAAGUGGUAGUAAAUCUCUUGAAUCAUUAUAUAGCAGGAACAAACCAAGCAGAGCUCUGA
Messenger RNA from Dentiscutata erythropus, 939 nucleotides. NCBI's taxonomy places the organism in Eukaryota, Fungi, Glomeromycota, Glomeromycetes, Diversisporales, Gigasporaceae. The record is from the annotation of a GenBank genome assembly.